AUGCCGUUUCAGUAUCGCGAUACAGUAAGGCAGUUCAUCAAGGGUACAGAUGGGUUUUCUGGUGCUUUUGCUGAAUGCCUUUGUGGGAGCCCUAACUUAUACCAGGAAGGUGGCAGGAAACCGUGGAACAGUAUAAACUUCGUAUGUGCUCAUGAUGGCUUUACGCUGGCUGACUUAGUUACGUACAAUGACAAACAUAACCUGGCAAAUGGAGAAGAUAACAAAGAUGGAGAAAGUCACAACAAUAGCUGGAAUUGCGGACAGGAAGGAGAGUUUGUGAGCAUCUCAGUAAAGAGAUUGAGGAAGCGGCAAAUGAGAAACUUCUUCCUUUGUUUAAUGGUUUCACAAGGUGUACCCAUGAUACAUAUGGGUGAUGAAUAUGGUCACACGAAAGGGGGAAACAACAACACAUAUUGCCAUGAUAACUAUAUGAACUACUUCCAAUGGGAUAAGAAAGAAGAGUCCUCAUCGGACUUUUUCAGAUUUUGCCGUCUAAUAACCAAUUUCCGCCAUGAAUGUGAGGCACUUGGGUUAGAUGACUUUCCAACGGCAGAAAGGUUGCAGUGGCAUGGACAUGUCCCUGGAACACCGGAUUGGUCUGAAACAAGUAGAUUUGUGGCCUUCACCAUGAUGGACUCGGUGAAAGGAGAAUUGUAUAUCGCAUUCAACACUAGUCAUUUACCAGUUAUGGUUACAUUGCCAGAAAGAACUGGCUACAAGUGGGAACCGUUGGUGGACACAAGCAAGCCUGCACCAUUCGAUUUCUUAACGCCUGACCUCCCUGAAAGAGAGCUUGCUAUCGAACAAUAUGCUCAUUUUCUUGAUGCCAAUUUAUACCCCAUGCUCAACUAUUCUUCCAUAAUCUUAUUACUCACCCCUGACCUAACUGCUUAAUCCAACCCCUACCCGUAUCAUACACAAUUACGGCUCACGUGCAAGUGUAAGUAUUUUAUGUCUCUACAAAUUUUAAUACUAAUCCGAAAGGGCUUCUCUUGCUUACAUGCUUCGACCACCAAUUUAUGAUCAUAUACAAUCAUUUUGGGUUCAUAUUUUUAAGACCAUGGGUUCGACUUUAAGUAGACUUAUUGAAUGGUUGUGUUUCUCUUUAGAAGAUUGUAACAAGUUAUCAUGUUUAUAAUCACAUGUUGUGGAUCGUCUAUGGGUAAAGACAGUUUUCGCUGC
Molecule: messenger RNA, 1182 nt
Organism: Cynara cardunculus var. scolymus (artichoke)
Lineage: Eukaryota; Viridiplantae; Streptophyta; Magnoliopsida; Asterales; Asteraceae
Product: isoamylase 1, chloroplastic-like
Exons: 8
Coding region: 1-894 (297 amino acids)
Source: RefSeq, a predicted model, not a curated record